Molecule: messenger RNA, 522 nt
Organism: Colletotrichum phormii
Lineage: Eukaryota; Fungi; Ascomycota; Sordariomycetes; Glomerellales; Glomerellaceae
Exons: 1
Coding region: 1-522 (173 amino acids)
Source: RefSeq, a predicted model, not a curated record
AUGCAUCUCCUCAAAGUCAUCUCCCUCACAACGGCCAUCGCGCCAACCGCCUUCGCCCAGUUCUGGCUUGGCACCACCCUCCCAACCUCCACAGCCGCCGACGAAUACCUCUCCCAAAUCAAAUCCGUCCCGAGUACCCUCACAGGCGCCGUAGCAACCUCCCUCGCGACCGCCCUGUACAGCGUCGACCAAAAGUACUUCAACGACAAGAAGUGGACGACGGUCUACUCCCACAUAUGGUCCGCCGCCGCCAAGGCCACCGACGCGCCCGACGUCGUUGCCUCGAUGGCGGUGAACGGGUUCAGGUUGCACACCCAGCAGGAGGCCAAGUGGUGGCAGGACAACGUGCCGGACAAGGACGACAAGUGGGUUUCUUCGUAUCUUUCUGAUUGGCAGAAAGCGUGGCAGGAUAAUACGGCGGCGACCAAGACUUCCAAGGGCGGUGCUGUGCCAAAGUGUACUGGGAUGGCUAUGGCUGGUGUUGCUGCUGGCGUGGCUGCUGGGGUUAUGGUCGCGAUGUGA